Myiozetetes cayanensis is the source of this 3163-nucleotide messenger RNA. RefSeq names its product integrator complex subunit 9 (gene INTS9). Gene Ontology annotation, cellular component: integrator complex. The transcript has 17 exons. Lineage: Eukaryota; Metazoa; Chordata; Aves; Passeriformes; Tyrannidae. Bases 52 to 2028 code for a protein of 658 amino acids. Gene Ontology annotation, biological process: snRNA processing. The record is from RefSeq and is a predicted model, not a curated record.
GGAAGGGGGGGGGGGACAGGAUUGUCCCGGUAAAUAGGACCGGGGGACGCGAUGAAGCUGUACUGCCUGUCAGGACAUCCCACCUUGCCAUGCAACGUGCUCAAGUUCAAAUCCACCACCAUCAUGCUGGACUGUGGGCUGGACAUGACGUCCACCCUCAACUUCCUGCCAUUGCCUCUGGUCCAGAGCCCCAGGCUGUCCAAACUUCCUGGUUGGGUUUUGAAAGAUGGAAGCACUUUUCUGGACAAGGAGCUCAAGGAGUGCUCUGGCCACGUGUUUGUGGACUCAGUGCCUGAGUUCUGCUUGCCAGAGACUGAACUGCUUGACCUCUCCACGGUGGAUGUGAUCUUGAUCUCCAACUAUCACUGCAUGAUGGCACUGCCCUACAUCACAGAGUACACAGGGUUCACUGGGACAGUCUACGCCACUGAGCCCACUGUUCAAAUUGGCAGGCUGCUCAUGGAAGAACUGGUGAAUUCCAUUGAACGCGUGCCAAAGGCUCAGUCUGCCUCCAUGUGGAAGAACAAGGAGGUGCAGAGGUUGCUGCCGGCGCCGCUGAAGGACGCGGUGGAGGUGUCCAUGUGGAGGAAGUGCUACACCAUGCCAGAAGUGAACGCAGCCCUCAGUAAGAUCCAGCUCGUGGGAUAUUCCCAGAAAAUUGAGCUGUUUGGUGCCGUGCAGGUCACCCCCCUGAGCUCAGGCUACGCUCUGGGAAGUUCCAACUGGAUCAUCCAGUCGCACUAUGAAAAGGUUUCCUACGUGUCAGGAUCUUCUCUACUGACAACCCACCCUCAGCCCAUGGACCAGGCUUCCCUUAAAAACAGUGACGUUCUCAUCCUGACGGGUCUGACCCAAAUCCCCACCGCCAACCCGGAUGGAAUGGUGGGAGAGUUCUGCAGCAACUUGGCGAUGACUGUCCGGAAUGGAGGGAACGUGCUGGUUCCCUGUUAUCCCUCUGGAGUGAUCUACGACCUGCUGGAGUGCCUGUACCAGUACAUUGACUCUGCAGGGCUCUCCAAUGUCCCCUUUUAUUUCAUCUCACCUGUUGCCAACAGCUCCCUGGAGUUCUCCCAGAUCUUUGCCGAGUGGUUGUGUCAUAACAAACAAACAAAGGUGUAUCUUCCAGAACCUCCUUUUCCCCAUGCUGAGCUCAUUCAGACAAACAAAUUGAAGCAUUAUCCCAGCAUCCACGGGGACUUCAGCAAUGACUUCAAGCAGCCCUGUGUUGUGUUCACUGGGCAUCCCUCUCUGAGGUUUGGGGACGUGGUGCAUUUCAUGGAGUUGUGGGGAAAAUCCAGCUUGAACACUGUCAUCUUCACAGAACCUGAUUUCUCUUACCUGGAUGCUCUGGCUCCCUAUCAGCCCUUGGCAAUGAAAUGUGUUUACUGUCCCAUUGACACAAGGCUCAAUUUUAUUCAGGUGUCUAAAUUGCUCAAAGAAGUCCAGCCCCUGCACGUGGUGUGCCCGGAGCAGUACACGCAGCCCCCACCCACGCAGUCGCACCGCACGGACCUGAUGGUGGAUUGCCAGCCCCCGGCCAUGUCCUACCGGCGCGCAGAGGUGCUCACCCUGCCCUACAAGCGCCGCUACGAGAAGAUCGAGAUCAUGCCGGACCUUGCAGAUUCCCUCGUGCCCUUGGAGAUCAAGCCUGGCAUUUCCUUGGCAACAGUCUCUGCUGUGCUGCACACCAAGGACAACAAGCACGUGCUGCAGCUCCCUCCAAAACCUCCCCAGCCUCCUGCCAGCAAGAAGAGGAAGCGAGUGAGUGACGAUGUGCCCGAGUGCAAAGCUCUGAAGCCCUUGCUGAGCGGCUCCAUCCCCGUGGACCAGUUUGUGCAGACUCUGGAAAAGCACGGGUUCAGCGAUGUGAAGGUGGAGGACACGGCCAAGGGCCACAUUGUCCUGCUGCAGGAGGCCGAGACCCUCAUCCAGCUCGAGGAGGACUCCACACACAUCAUCUGUGACAAUGAUGAGCCCCUGAGGGUCAAACUGAGAGACCUGGUCCUCAAAUUCCUGCAGAAGUUCUAGCUCCUGGACAUCCCACUACUCCUGCAAGGGGAGAGCCCGGAGCACCGGGACUCGGAGCCCUCCGGGGAGAGAGAGAGGAUUUGGGGAUCCAAAGAGAGACCAGAAACCACCUUCCCCUCCAUGGAGAAGCAAGGAAGUAUUUUUAUUAUCUGUCUAUUUUUUACAUCUUAUUUUUAAGCUGGUUUUGGAAUACUUUGGAGGAGAUCCCUGUUGUGUGUAAAACUGGGAGCUGGAACAUUCCAGGAGACAGGAACUGCAGAGUGAAUUAACUCCAGUGUUCAUUUACAGCAUCAGGGUAAUCUGCUGCUCCUCUGUGUGACCCUCAGCAGUGUCUGCCCCAGUCCUUCCCCUGACAAAGCUCUGUAGGAAUAUGGAAACAAUGGCCUGAGAGAUUUCUUUUUCCUCCCACUGUUUCCUCCCAGUCACCAGAUCCCAGUUUUUCCUGCCUGUCCCCCAUCCGUGUUGGACACGUGCAUUGCACUGGCACGAGGAGGAUCAGAAAGCUGCUGAGGCAGAGGUUGUAGAAAUAAAAGCACAAAAAGGGGGUCUGAUGGACACAUGGAAUAGUGGGAAGGGUCUGGCCGUUCCCUGCAUGAGCAGAGGGAUGUUGGGAAGGCUUUAUCCUUUAGGAAUUCUGGGUGUUUGUUGAUGCUGCAGCUUCACCUGUUAACAACCAGUUCUGUCCAUGGAGCUCCAGGCCCCUCACUGAGCCAAACUAAAGCUGGUUCCUGGUGGUUUUCUCCAUCAUCAGGGGAGGAAAUACCUCAGGAAGACACUUGGGGAAGUCCAUAAAGCAGUUCCAUUCCUAGUGCUCAUAAAAAAAUCUUGGAGAUUUAAGUGCCUCUUGUUUCUACCUUCCAAAAAACUGUCCCUCCAGCCCCCACAUCCCAAACCCUGGGCGGAUUCUGAGUCAUUCACACAAAGCCAUCCUUGCUGCAGACCUGGGGAGGGUUUUCCCUCCCCAAAUCACCUAUUUUGGGGGCCUAAACUGAGUUAAUAGUUUUGCUUUUCCUGGGAUUUACGGCUGUCUGCUUUUCAUUGGGUUGGGUUUUGUAUUUAUUUGGUGUUAAAAAAGGGGUUUGGCAGCUUCUUCACUGUCCCUUAAAAAGGGAAUAAAAGACUUGGGAAGAUUUCA